GCUGGUAACUGUGGCAGCCAGUCAAAUUGAAGACUUUGUAGAACUCACAACAUUUUCCAAAAAUCUCUUGAAGCUAUGAAAAUCUUACUCCCUUUGCUAUUAAUUUUGGGUCUAAGCUCCUUUGCCCAUGCCAUUUUAAAGUCAUGUAUCUGUGAGGCCGGUCCAAAUGGUGUGCCCGGCCACCAAGGUCCGCCUGGCCAAAAAGGUGACAAAGGCAAUAGGGGUGUAACUGGUGCACCGGGUGUUCAAGGACCGACCGGACCAAUUGGCCAAAAAGGUGAUCGGGGCCAGAAAGGUGAACCUGGUUCUCGUGUAGGUCCACGUGGCCCACCUGGGCCGGUUGGAUUAACCGGUGUCUGUCCAGUAUGUCGUGUACCCAGAUCUACAAUGGAAGAGGAACCCACGCUGGAACCCAACACCAUAUAUCGGGUAACAGAAACAGGUGAUUUGGCUGCUGUGCGAAAAGUAAAUCCCUCCCCUGCGGUGAGAUCUCUUUUAAAGGAACACAUGCGUUCCCUGAGACAGGAGGAGGGUGGCUAUGAUGAGAGAACCGAAUAAAGAAUUUUAAUGAGAC
Molecule: messenger RNA, 574 nt
Organism: Musca domestica (house fly)
Lineage: Eukaryota; Metazoa; Arthropoda; Insecta; Diptera; Muscidae
Product: complement C1q subcomponent subunit B-like
Exons: 2
Coding region: 76-558 (160 amino acids)
Source: RefSeq, a predicted model, not a curated record